UUGCCAUUUCCUUCUCCAGGGGAUAUUCCUGACCCAGGGAUGGAACCCACGUCUCUUGAGUCUCCUGCAUUGGCAGGUGGAUUCUUUACCACUAUGCCACCUGGGAAGCUGGAGAAAGGUUUAGAUAUUAAUUUGUAGAGGUGGAGAGUAAAGAGGACAUUCCAGAUGGAGGCAAAUAUUCUUGCAAAGUUACAGAGUUAGGACAGAGAUUAAAGUAUUAGGGAAGGAGUGGGGGACAGUCCAGCUAAAUUUAGGGGUUUACCUGCUAUGUAAAUUUUCUGUGGCUGCCCUCAGUCUUCCUUUCUUAAUUGUCCUGCUGUUCUUGUCUUAGAGUUUCUGUUCACAGGGAAUGACUCGCCUAUCACUUUACCCAUCUUCCUCCUGCUUCAGAACCCAAGCCUCUUGCACUGAAAGCAGAGAGUCGUAAACAGUGGACCUUCAGUGAUGUUCCAAGAAAACAUUUUAAAGCUUACAGUACGGUACUUUGAAAGUACAGUAGUACAGUAAAUAGCUGGCCUACGGGGGCUGCCAUCAAGUGAACGUCCUGGGCUUGUAAUACUGUACUACCGUAUUCGAUACAGUGUGUGCCCUCAGCCACUCAGUCAUGUCCGACUCUUUGUGACACCAUCGGCUGUAGCCACCAGGCUCCACUAUCCAUGGACUUUUCCAGGCAAGGAUACUGGAGCAGGUUGCCAUUUCCUACUCCAGGGAAGCUUCUUAAACCAAGGAAUUGAACCUGCAUCUCCUGCAUUGGUUGGCAGAUUCUUUACCACUGAGCCAACAGUGAAGCCCCCAUUGAGCCUCUCCCAGUUCUUAAACAACAACAUUGUUACCCCAUAGAAUUGCAAAAUCUUCCUUUCACAAGCUCUGUCUCCUGGAUCUGACAACCAGGUUCUAAGCUUGUUUCUCAUUCUACCACCAUCUCCAUCUUGCUUCCUUGUAGAUGAUGUAAGGAUGAGUAGGCAUGACCCAAGUGCCCGCCUGCUGGGGCCCUGUGAUGAUGACCAGUCUGUUCAAGGGCUAAGAGGGUGAACUUGGCAGUCCUGGCCAGGACUCCUCUACAACUUAAUGUAGAUGAGUGGGAGCUUACCGCAUAUGACAAUUCUCAAGAAGAAAGUAGGUUAUCUUCUUUGUCUGUCCUGAUUUGGGGAUCAGUUGCUUUGUCUCCGGAAAGGAUCACUUCUGCAGACUUAACAACAUGAGUUUAAUCUGCUAAAUUAGACCAGCAAGAAAAGAAGAGCCUGGACUUUGAGGCAUACGUUAUUUUGCUAGGAGGAUUAAAAAAAAAAGUUCCCUUUUAACCACAGAACUCCUCCAUUGGAAAGGAUUUUGAAAGAAAUGAAGAAAACCACCAGAAAUGAAAUCAGUAGCUUCAUGGCCUUCUAUUGACUGGACUAGACUUUUCUUCCUGCCAUUCCUUGGAAUGACACUGUACAGGAUGUCUGCUGAAGUCAUCCAUCAGGUAGAAGAAGCACUUGAUGAAGAGGAGAAGGAUACACUCCUUUUUUUGUGCCGAGAUGUUGCUGCAGAUGUGGUUCCACUGAAUGUCAGGGAUCUUCUGGAUAUUUUAAGAGAGAGAGGAAAGCUGUCUUCUGUGAGCUUGGCUGAGCUGCUCUACAGAGUGAGGCGGUUUGACUUGCUCAAGAGGGUCUUGAAUAUGGAUACCCCGACAGUGGAGGCCCUCCUGCGCAGGCACCCACAUCUGAUUUCAGACUAUAGGGUGCUGAUGAUGGAGAUAGGUGAGGAUUUGGAUAAAUCUGACGUGUCCUCAUUAAUGUUCCUCAUGAGAGAUCAUACGGGUCGAAGCAAGAUAGCCAAGGAUAAGAGUUUCUUGGAUCUUGUGGUUGAAUUGGAGAAGCUAAAUCUGGUUGCUCCAGAUCAACUGAAUUUAUUAGAAGAAAGCCUAAGGAACAUCAACAGGAUAGACCUGAAGACAAAAAUCCAGAAAUACAAGCAGUCAGCUCAAGGAGCGGAAACAAAUUAUGUAAAUGCUCGCCAGGCAUCUCUGCCAAACUUGAGUGUUAAAGAUCCUUCAUAUAACCUAAGGCUCCAGAAUGGCAGGAGUAAAGAACAAAGGCUUAUGAUGGGACCACCUGACAUUCAAAGAGAACCAGUGAAGAGACCCAUUCAGGAAUCAGGAGCAUUUUUGCCUCAGCACACGGUAGAAGAGAGAUAUAAGAUGCAGAGCAAGCCCCUGGGAAUCUGCCUGAUAAUUGACUGCAUUGGCAAUGACACAGACAUUCUUCGGGAAACCUUCACUUCCCUGGGCUAUGAAGUCAAGCAUUUCUUAUAUCUCACUAUGACAGAUAUAACCAACAUUCUACGCCAAGUUGCCCAGAUGCCCCAGCACCAAGACUCUGACAGCUUUGCGUGUAUCCUGGUGAGCCGAGGGGGCUCCCAGAGCGUGUUUGGCGUGGAUCAGACUCACUCUGGGGUCCCUUUGGAUCAUAUCAGAAGAAUGUUCAUGGCAGACACGUGCCCCUCUCUCUCAGGGAAGCCAAAGCUCUUUUUUAUUCAGAGCUAUGUGAAAUCAGAGGGCCAGCUGGAGGACAGCAGCUUCCUGGAGGUGGAUGGGCCGUCAGUGAAAAGUGCAGACUCCAAGGCCAGGCAGCCUGGGCCCCACCAAGAUUUGAUACACCGAGAAGCUGACUUCUUCUGGAGCCUGUGCAAAGCAGAUGUGUCCCUACUGGAGGGGCCCUCCAGCUCACCCUCAUUGUACCUGCAGUGCCUCUCCCAGAAACUGUGGAAAGAAAGAAAGCACUCGCUCCUGGAACUCCACACUGAACUCAACCGCCUGGUGUAUGAUUGGAACAGCAAAGUGUCUGCUAAGGAGCGAUACUACGUCUGGCUGCAGCACACUUUGAGAAAGAAUCUCUUCCUCGCUCACAAAUAAAACGUCUACAUCACGGCGGGUGAGAACCUGCUUACUGUUGUGUCUCCAUAUGGCAGAAAGCGCAGAGAGAACAGGCUGUCUUGUGUCUCUUCUUAUAUGCCUUUCCUUGGGCUUCCCCGGGGGCUCAGUGGUAAAGAAUUCACCUGCAAUGCAGGAGUGAGUCACAGGAGACGCAGGUUCAAUCCCUGGGUCCUGAAGAUCACCUUUGAGUACGCAUGGCAACCCACUCCAGUAUUCAUGCAUAGAGAAUCCCAUGGACAGAGCAGCCCAGCAGGCUACAGUCCAUGGGGUCCCAAGAGUCGGACACAACUUAGCAACUAAACUACCACCAUCCAAAAACAGUAGAGCAUUUUUUGCAAAUGUUCAUGAAACAUUUACCACAACAGACUAUAUUCUGGGCCAUAAAAUAAUAUAUUUAAGAGGAUUGAAACCACACAAAAUAUAUUCUCAGACUAUGAAGAAAUUAGCCUAAAAAUAGCAUCUGAAAAAUCUACAAAUAUUUGGAAAUCAGACAGCACACUUAUAAAUACCCCUGUUCAAAAAAGUCUAGGGAAAUUGGAAAAUAUCUUUAAUUGAAUACAAUGAAAAUACAAAUAGCAAAAUUUGUGGCAUACAGCUAGUAAGAUUGAUCUCUAGUUCGGCAGAGUUGGAAAGAAUCAGACACGACUGAGCUACUGUGCAUUCUAGCACGCAUGCACUAGCUAGAAUGAUAAGGGAAAAGACACAUAAAUUAGGAGUGUUAGUAAGGAAAGACACCACUACAGAUCCCAUAGAGACAUUAAAACUGAAAUAUUUAUUGGCAGAUUUAUGCUGAUAAACUUUUAUGAAAUUGACUAUAUCCUUAAGAGAUAAACUGCCAAAGCUCACUCAAGGUGCAAAGAAUCACAUGGACAGAGGAGCCUGGCAGGCUACAUGGAUCUCAAAGGGUUGGACAUGGCACAUAAGCAUACCUUUCCUCCUUGGAUUGGAGAGCAUGACCUAGAAGAGUAUUAUUGCUUAAAAUAUCCUGAAAGGGGGACCUCCCUGGCAGUUCAGGGAUUAAGACUCUACUUCCACUGCAGGGGACUUGAGUCUGAUCCUUUGUUGGGAAACUGAUCCCAUGUGCCACUUGCCACUUGGAGGAAAAAAAAAAAAUACAAAGUAAAAAACAAACCAGCAAUAAAACAGUUAUUUAUUAAAUUA
This is a messenger RNA of Bubalus bubalis (water buffalo), 4075 nucleotides long. It is a transcript of the gene CFLAR, whose product is annotated as CASP8 and FADD like apoptosis regulator. The coding region runs from base 1358 to 2893 and encodes 511 amino acids. The record is from RefSeq and is a predicted model, not a curated record. Gene Ontology annotation, biological process: negative regulation of extrinsic apoptotic signaling pathway via death domain receptors; proteolysis. Gene Ontology annotation, molecular function: cysteine-type endopeptidase activity; protein binding. NCBI's taxonomy places the organism in Eukaryota, Metazoa, Chordata, Mammalia, Artiodactyla, Bovidae. The transcript has 10 exons.